Molecule: messenger RNA, 2315 nt
Organism: Gamsiella multidivaricata
Lineage: Eukaryota; Fungi; Mortierellomycota; Mortierellomycetes; Mortierellales; Mortierellaceae
Exons: 1
Coding region: 251-2152 (633 amino acids)
Biological process (GO): regulation of DNA-templated transcription
Molecular function (GO): sequence-specific DNA binding; DNA-binding transcription factor activity
Source: RefSeq, a predicted model, not a curated record
CCCUGAGCCCUCUUGCUAUGGGUGGUCCCUUCUACAAACCCGUUCACUUCCCCAUCGCUCUCAUCACCAUCCUACAGCUCCUCCGCUCUGCUUACACGUCCACCCCGUCCCUCCUCUCCCCACUCUGCUUUACCUUAGUCUCGCCAUCACCGCUCUUCCAUUCCCGAAACUGCUUCUUCACAUUCUCUUCAUCUCUUGUCUCGCUACACCUUCUUACCCUCCGCCGAGCCAUAUAGCCAUAUUUUUCCUCAUGUCCACGCCGCCGCAAAGUCCUUCUGCCAAAAGCUCGGCCAGCGCAACCUCUCCACAAGUCUUCAAGAGGAAGCUCUCGCGGACGGAGCACUCUAAACCGAACGAGUCCUGGUUUUUGAUCCUCGUCAAUGCCUUUAAGAGCAACUUUGAGCAGACUCUCACCUAUCGUGAGUCGGAACUCUAUGCAUGGAUCAUGCAGGCAUAUCCUUACUACCGCCACGACAUGCACACGAUGCAAACAAGUGUCAAAACAACCUUAUCUUCUUAUGAAUGCUUUCGACAAAACGGACGGAGCACAUGGACGUUUAUUCCAAGGCGAGCCUUGGUGCAUUUGGAAAGCCUUAAAUCAGAGGAGGGCCGUGGCGAAAGCGACCAUUCUAGUCAAGAGGACGAGAACGAGGAUGUUGACGAAGGUGAAGAGACUUUGGAUCGGGACAUGGGUGAGGGCAGCUCGGGGACUCGAUAUGCCGAACACAAUCUGUACGAGGACCAACACAGCCCGUAUGAGCAUCGUCAGGAUGGAUCUGAUACAAGGAUACGUUAUGUUGACAAACAUUUGGACCUGAUGGACGAGGACUCGCCCACGCUGUCCGUUGAGGAGAUCCAGAGAUUCAAACAAGAGCAUUCAGGAGCGCAGGCGCGGAAACUGAAGCGAAAGGCCUCCGGCGGACACGCAAGUCGACCCAGGACACGAUCACCACCCGUGGGUCUGCAGGAUGAAUGCAGUAUGUCUAUGGAAGCCUGGUGCAAUCUCCUUGUGCAGAUGUUUGAGGCAUCUCCCAAGCAAAAGACGAUCCGUGAAAUCUUUGCAUGGGUCCAUGAUAAUUAUCCCAUCUACCGGAAUGCUCCAGGGGACGCAUGGCAGAAGGACUUAACAGCAGCUCUCGAGUCCAACCCACUCUUCAAGGCCAUGGGUCGAGGAAGGUGGCAGAUGGUGACCCAAGCUUCCCAUCCUGUGAUCGUCUUAAAUGAUGGCAACGCGGUAUCAGGAAUCGGCACAACAAGCAAUCCAUCCGUGAAGGCAGAAGACGACGCGACCGAUAGUCCAUCUGUUACAGAAGAUGAGGAUUGGAAGGCCAUUGGAUCAAAGCGUCUACUCAACUUUUCCUUCCGCCGUUAUUCAAUCGCAACGGACACUUUUCCUAAAAACCAUUACAACUCUGGCUCGACUGUUUCCGCUAACGCCAUGCACUACCCGACUUCGGGAACUGGCCCCAGUAUGGCCAUUGCGGCCGCAUCCCUCAACCCAUCCUUAUCAGUGGCGGCCUCGACCAGCAAUUUGCUUCCUAUUGAUCAUCGCCCUGCAGUAUACACCACCACAGGAAGACGUUUCUCUUCCUAUCAUCAACCAACGCCCAAGAACUCUCCGCCUCUCUUAGCGACUACCUCAGGAUUGUCCAUGGUUGAUGAAUUCGGCACGCAGCUGAAGGGCGCAAUAUCGGAGGAAACUGACGAUGAAGAAGAUCCAGCUAGGCGAUAUAUGGCACCACUACAGAAUGCCAUUAACUCUGCUGUUCUUGCCCUCCAGUCACAGCACUCUCGAGCAUCCUCACCAACGUCCAUGCCAGUCUCAUCGGCUCCUCAAACGAACAGUUCAUCUCUUCAAGGCGGCCCUGCCAUUGUCAUAUCUGAAGGAGCUUACCUCGAUGAUGCCACCUCGAGCAGCGCCCCAGUAGCGUACCUGCCUCUACCACAACAGGAAGAGACCAAGCAUCAAAACCUUGCACCAGAAGUAGCAACGGCCUCCAUCACCACCCACGACAACUCGGCUUCGAAUCCACCUACCGAAAAUGGCCCCCGACUGGAGCCCGAGAUCGUAAUACCCAAUGGCGAGGAUCUCGCUUCGGACCAAAUGGAUGCCAUUCAGGCCCUAGCACUCUUAUGCGGAGGAGGGGUUUAGAGUGCACGUAUGAUAGGAAAUAUCAUAGCACUCCUUUGCGCUCCAUUUUUUUUUCCGUCUCCUUUUACAUGCACUCGCACAUCGCCCUUCGCAGAUACAUGUCCAUAGCCAUUGCUUGCUCUGCUGAAAUAGAAACCCGUACAGUCUGUCAAAUUCACAUGGA